AUGCUGACCUAUUUAGGAAUAAAGGUGGGAGCUGCCCGAAAGAAGUACGACGUAAAGUAUCCCACGAUGUACAGUGACAAGGAUAUGGUGUUCAACUGUAUUCAAAGGGCUCAUCAAAACACACUGGAGGUGUAUCCCCAAUGGCUCGUCUUCCAGACCAUUGCAGCGCUUGUCUACCCUGUCGCUGGCUCAAUUCUUGGAGCCAUUUGGGUUACCAGUAGAUUUUCCUAUGCAUGGGGCUACUAUACUGGAGAUCCAGCAAAGAGAAUGAAUGGAGCCUAUGGAUAUAUUGGUUACCUUGGAAACGGAGCUCAUUUCGGAAGAAGAAUCGGAGGGGGAGCAGAUAAAAGAAAACUAAUAAUUAAAGUUUCUUUCUUCAGAAGGAGAAUGUCCGGAUUCUUGGAUGGGAUCCGCUGCGGGGAUUGUGAAUGCAAUGUGGACUGGGGGGAAAGACGAAACGCCAUUGCAUCAGUAGCUGCUGGGGUCUUGUUUUUUACAGGUUGGUGGAUCAUUAUUGAUGCAGCUGUUAAGUAUCCGAGUGAGGGAGAGAUGCAUCAUGCUUAUCACACUUGUGGAGUCAUAGCGACACUGGCUUUUCUCAUGAUCAAUGCCGUUUCAAAUGGCCAAGUGAGAGGCGACAGCUACAGUGAUGGGUGCAUCGGACAGACAGGCGCUCGCGUGUGGCUCUUCAUAGGAUUCAUGUUGGCGUUUGGUUCUCUCAUUGCCUCUAUGUGGAUUCUGUUUGGAGGAUUUGUAGUGCCCAAGAAGCAAGAUGUCUACCCUGGCAUUGCUAUUUUCUUCCAAAAUGCGUUCAUUUUCUUUGGAGGAUUGGUCUUCAAAUUUGGACGCACAGAAGACCUGUGGCAAUAA
This is a messenger RNA of Knipowitschia caucasica, 870 nucleotides long. The record is from the annotation of a GenBank genome assembly. Lineage: Eukaryota; Metazoa; Chordata; Actinopteri; Gobiiformes; Gobiidae.